Molecule: messenger RNA, 1770 nt
Organism: Astyanax mexicanus (Mexican tetra)
Lineage: Eukaryota; Metazoa; Chordata; Actinopteri; Characiformes; Acestrorhamphidae
Exons: 2
Coding region: 25-681 (218 amino acids)
Cellular component (GO): membrane
Source: RefSeq, a predicted model, not a curated record
GAUGUGAGGGGGAGGGAGGUGCGUAUGAGGUAUGAGAAAGCCUGGAAACAGCGAGGAGACUCUGUGUUGCAGCGAAGCAGUUCAAGCAGCAGCAGAAUAUCAGAUAUGGACCCCGGCAAGUCAGCCACUGCCCCUCUGGCAAACUGGAGCCAGCAGCCAGGCGAGAAAUCAGGCGUGGACCCCCAGCCUCCACCCUACCAGGACUACUCAGCUGGAUACAACCCACCCCCAGGAGUCUACCCCAACCAGUCCGGCUACCCCCAGCCCUAUGGAGGAGCCCAGCAGCCCUACCCUGGCCAGCAGCCUUUCCCAGGCCAGCAGCCUUUCCCAGGCCAGCAGCCCUACCCUGGCCAGCAGCCCUACCCAGGCCAGUUCCAGGGUCCAUACACUGACCAGCCCUCGGUCAUGGUCCAGCCCACUGUCUAUGUUACCUCCGGACCCCUGGCUCAGCCCCUGCCUGACUACUUGGGCUACUCCAUCUUCACCAUGCUGUGCUGCUGCUUACCCCUGGGCGUUGCUGCUCUGGUCUACUCCAUAAAUACUCGAACCGCCAACAGGACCGGACACCAGCCUCUAGCUGAGAGUUACUCCCGAAUGGCGCGCACCCUGAACCACACCGCUCUGGGGAUCGGAAUUGCUUUCAUCAGUUUAUACGCCAUCCUGGUAGCCGUCACUGCCUGAGGAUGCUCAAUUUUUCUUUUACUUUCUACUCUUUUUUGGCAUGUUCAUGUAUUUUUCUUUUAUAUAUAAAACGCCUACAGUUGCCUUAACAUUCGCAUGAUUGUUUAGCCUAUAGCCCAUAUUCUACAUUUGUGAUGAAGGUUUAUACAAAAAUCAGUUGAAGAAGUUAAAGUAUGUGAAGUAUACCUCAGUUCAUGUCUGUUAUGUUUCUCAGCAGCGGAUUAUCUGAUUUGUUGUACGUUCAUUGCAUUUCAAAAUAAUUUGCACUUAUAACUGCAGAGUUAUGCAAGAAUUGGUACUUUUGCGUAUGAUUAUUCUGUAUGGUUUUCUCUACUGUUACAGCUUAUAUAAAUCACACUAAUAUACGCUUAUAUGAGCUUAUACGCUGUUCACGUGCGUUUGCUGACAAGCUGGAAGUGGGAUAAGCAUGCAGUAGAGUAAUAUUGUACAAUUUUGCAAAAAUAACAGCUUUAUUAUGCACUACUGGAGAAAACUCUUCUGCAGCUCCACCAAAGUUACACAGUGCAGUAGCAGCAUUUCAGCUCAGAAUGUAAAAGAUAGAGAUGCUAUUUUACCUUUUUUUUUCUCAAUGAUUCACGUGCCUUUGCCUUUCUAUAUAUGUGUAAUGGAUAUAACCAACUACUAACAUACGAUUCGUAAUGCAUGAUAACAGUAAUAGAUAGACAUACGCCAAUAUGGCAGUAUCACACUCUUGCCAACUAAACUAAGAAUCUCUAUAUUUAGCCUUAUUUUCAGCAUAUAUAUAUAUAUAUAUAUAUAUAUAUACAUUUUUCAUUCUCUUUAAAUUGCCUGCAAACAAGCAAAUUAAUCGUUUAAUAUGUAUAAUUACAGAAUUAACAAUAAAAUAAAUACAGUAACAGUAAAACCACUGUAUACAAUGGUUUGUGACACUAUAAUAACCUAAACUGACAGUUUGUGUGCCUUUCCAGCAUUUAUUAUCCAGUCAGUGUACGAGGUUUAAAUGCUUUUGCUGUUAAAUAUAUAUACUAAUUGUAUGCAUAUACUGUAUAUGUACAUGUAAUUUCCCAUGUACCACCCUGUAUGCUGAAUAAAGUCUUUUUUAAUGCA